Monascus purpureus is the source of this 954-nucleotide messenger RNA. NCBI's taxonomy places the organism in Eukaryota, Fungi, Ascomycota, Eurotiomycetes, Eurotiales, Aspergillaceae. The record is from the annotation of a GenBank genome assembly.
AUGCCAUUCGUCAAACCCGCAUUCGACGAGCUACCCCUCCGCAAGGACGGCCCCCGCGGAAAUGCCUGGGGCCUAUUCGGCAAGGAUGACCCAUGCGGCAUGUUAAACCUGUUAACACCAGAGCGGGUGAAAGCUGCAGCACAGGAGAUCCAGGACGGGGUACGCAUUUCCACAGAUUGGCCCUUGGACUUUCUUUCCCGGCCGCUGUUCGACAGGCCUGCGUUCAGCCAUACAGUGCUCCCUAAGGCUCCGCGGGCCGUGAACGAUGAUGUUCUCACGUUUAAUACGCAGAGUGGGACACAGUGGGAUGGGUUUAGGCAUUAUGGAUAUCAGGAUGCAAAGAUUUUCUUCAAUGGGCAUAGUCUGGAUGAUUUGUUUAAGAGUAGCGUGAAUGGGAUCCACGCAUGGGUGGAAAGAGGUGGCAUUAUAGGACGCGGAGUCCUUCUCGACUACGCCGCAUGGGCAGAGGCUAACAACGUCGAAGUCAAGCACUUCGCCUCGCAAUCCAUCCCCGUCCAGGUCCUGAAGGACAUUGCCACAAGCCAGAACCUAGCACUGAAAGAAGGAGAUAUUCUCUUUAUCCGCACGGGAUGGGGCCGUGCCUUUACACAACUAUCCGACACUGAAGUGAACGCCAUGGCGGAUAUCCCCGUACCACCCGCUAUCGGAGUCGAGUCUUCCAAGGAGACGCUGCGCUGGCUUUGGGAAACCGGGUUCUCCGCAGUAGCGGGGGACAUGCCUGCCUUCGAGGCGUGGCCGUGCCAGAAUACCCAGUUUUGGCUCCAUGAAUGGUUACUUGCCGGCUGGGGUGUCCCGAUUGGAGAGCUUUUUGACCUCGAGGAGCUCAGUCAGGAGUGUCAGAAGCGGCAACGGUGGUCGUUCUUUUUCAGCAGCGUGCCGCUGAAGGUUCCCGGCGGCGUAGCUAGUCCUCCAAAUGGAGUGGCCAUUUUCUAG